Molecule: messenger RNA, 2084 nt
Organism: Pocillopora damicornis (cauliflower coral)
Lineage: Eukaryota; Metazoa; Cnidaria; Anthozoa; Scleractinia; Pocilloporidae
Product: UDP-N-acetylhexosamine pyrophosphorylase
Biological process (GO): UDP-N-acetylglucosamine biosynthetic process
Molecular function (GO): UDP-N-acetylglucosamine diphosphorylase activity
Source: RefSeq, a predicted model, not a curated record
CCAUCACAGAAGACAUUGUAUCAACUUCAGGCCGAGAAAAUCUUAAAAGUGCAAGAACUGGCUUAUGAACUCACCGGAAGGAAAUCGACAGUUCCUUGGUACAUCAUGACAAGUGAACACACCAUGGAAGAAACGAAAAAGUUUAUUGAAAAACACAAUUACUUUGGGCUGCAAAUAAACAAUGUGCUAUUCUUUGAGCAGCACACCAUUCCUUGUCUAACAAUGGAUGGAAAAAUUAUUCUUGAUCAAUGUGGUAAAGUUGCCAGAGCCCCUGGAGGAAAUGGUGGUUUGUACACUGCCCUUAUCAAUGAUGGUGAAGAUGACCAUGUUACCAUUGGUACAAUGAGAAAGCGAGGAAUAGAGUAUGUUCAUGUGAACUGUGUCGACAACAUCCUUGUUAAGAUGGCAGAUCCUGUGUUUGUUGGAUUUUGUGUUGACAAUUCAGCAGAAUGUGGUGCAAAGCUUGUUGAUAAAACACUUCCAGAUGAGACAGUUGGAGUUGUUGUGAAAUGUGAGGACAAACAUCAGGUCGCUGAAUACAGUGAGAUAUCAAAAGAAAUUGCAGAGAUGAAAGACCCAGUCCACAAUGAUAGGAUCUUAUUUCUAGAUGGAAACAUUUGCAAUCAUUUCUUCACUGUGGACUUCUUGGAGAAAAUUGUAACGGAGCAUGAACCAUCACUCAAGUUUCACAUAGCUAAGAAGAAGAUUCCAUUUGUUGAUAAAAGUGGAAAAAGGCAUAUACCAGUGGAACCAAAUGGAAUUAAACUGGAGAAGUUUGUCUUUGAUGUCUUUGAGUUCACAGAGAAACUUGCCUUUCUGGAAGUUGCCAGAGAAGAUGAAUUUUCUCCUCUAAAAAAUGCCAAGGGCUCACCAAUGGAGAGUCCAGAAACAGCACUCAGGGACUUGUCAAAUUUGCAUCAUAGAUAUCUAACCAAAGCUGGUGCCAAGUUCAAAGAUGCCAAUGGGGCCACAUCUAUAGUCUGUGAAAUUUCUCCUCUUCUUUCCUAUGCUGGAGAGGGGUUAGAGAAUAAAGUUAAAGGCAAAGAAUUUUCUGCCGCAGAUGAAAUUUACCUCACAGCAGAUGAAGAAGAAAAAAUAGAAGAACCAGCGCCCAAGAAAAGUAGAGAAGGCUGAGAUUGUUUUCAAAAUUGUCGCUAAAUCAUCCGACAGCCUACGACGUUUGCUCCUAUUUCCUUCCUUAAUUGAGUCAAAUUGAUCAGCGGCCACUAGGCGGCCACUUUAAAAUCAAGCCAUUUCAUGAUUGUGUGAGUUCUCAGGCGUGGUUUCAUAAGAUUUCCCAAUCAUUUCAAAACAAAAAAUUCAAGGCGAUCUGAAGUAUUUGAAAACACAACAGUACUAGCACUACGACCCGAACGAUCAUGAUGAUCGGAUAGAGGUAAAGAGUUCUAUCGAGACGAGUAUUUUCCCGAUGGUCCCACGGGUCAGUAGUAGUCCAUACUGUGUUUCCACAUAAUCUUCCCAAUCGUCUGGUAGAUAACCAUUUAAGAUUUAAGAUAAUCAUUUUUAUUGGCCGAAAUCAUAACUUCAGACACUUACAGAACCACGGUGGGCUAGUGUCUAAAGGUGACCGAAGCAAAAUAUCAAGAAAAGGUUUUUGAAGUAACUUCUUGGGUGUUAUGGUUGAAAAGUCUUUGAAGCACUUUGCAAUUUGUUUUCCUUGCGCGUGAGUGAUAAUUUGUGAUGACAAUUUAUUGAGCACUUGAGGAAUUGCCGACGCAAAAAAUGUGUGAAAGCCGUUAAGGUAUUGGUUAACUGUAUUUUUGAUUGAAGUAAGAGCAAUGAUGUUUCUAUUGCAGGUAGAUGAGAUAUCUGAAAAAAAGUUACGAAAUUCUGAUACAUAUUUAAAUUAUGAACAAUAUUGAUCAAUCAGUAUGUUCUGGGAACUUAGCAACUGAAAGUUUAAUCGUGAAGUAUUUGCAUGGAUGAUUAUUGUGGAGUGAGAACUGAAGCAUUACAGAACAAUGACGGUUCUACCAUUUUCCGUCUGCUUUUAGUAUUUUUGUGCAAAGGGAUAUGAUUGUAAUGUGAUUAAAAGAUUUUCGUCAUUUUCCUGUUGACUGAAA